CCGGGGCUCGUUUGUUUGCGGAAGUAGGAGGAGGUUCAAGCGCUGAGUAAGGCGAGGUUCCCAGAGGCCCCAGGCCAGAGGACAGUGCUGGUGGGCAGCGCCCUGGGUGCCGUGGUGAGGUGGGCAUGGGAGAGCGAGCCCAGCUGACCGGAGACCCCGUUCUCUUCCAGACGGAGGGGGAGGGCAGGGGGCCCCCCCCCGCCCGGCAGAGGGAUGCAGUUCUUCGGCCGCCUGGUCAACACCCUCAGUAGCGUCACCAACCUGUUCUCCAACCCCUUCCGCGUGAAGGAGGUGAGCGUGGCCGACUACGCCACCAGCAGCCGGGUCCGGGAGGAGGGCCAGCUGGUUCUGUUCCACAACGCGCCCAACCGGACCUGGGACUGCGUCCUGGUGAACCCCAGAAACUCACAGAGUGGAUUCCGGCUCUUCCAGCUGGAGGUGGAGGCGGACGCGCUGGUGAGCUUCCAGCAGUACAGCUCGCAGCUGCCGCCCUUCUACGAGAGCUCGGCGCACACGCUGCACGUCGAGGCCCUGCAGCACCUGACCGACCUCAUCCGCAGCCACCCCGGCUGGUCGGUGGCGCACCUGGCCGUGGAGCUGGGCAUCCGCGAGUGUUUCCACCACAGCCGCAUCAUCAGCUGCGCCAACAGCCGGGAGAAUGUGGAGGGCUGCACCCCACUGCACCUGGCCUGCCGCAAAGGCGACAGCGAGAUCCUGGUGGAGCUGGUGCACUACUGCCACGCGCAGCUGGACGCCACCGACAACAACGGGGAGACGGCCUUCCACUACGCCGUCCAGGGCGACAGCUCCCAGGUGCUGCAGCUCCUAGGGAAGAACGCCUCGGCCGGCCUGAACCAGGUCAACAACCAGGGCCUGACCCCGCUGCACCUGGCCUGCCAGAUGGGCAAGCAGGAGAUGGUGCGCGUGCUGCUGCUGUGCAACGCGCGCUGCAACAUCCUGGGCCCCACCGGCUACCCCAUCCACACGGCCAUGAAGUUCUCCCAGAAGGGGUGUGCCGAGAUGAUCAUCAGCAUGGACAGCAACCAGAUCCACAGCAAGGACCCGCGCUACGGGGCCAGCCCGCUCCACUGGGCCAAGACCGCUGAGAUGGCGCGGAUGCUGCUGAAACGGGGCGGCGACGUGAACAGCACCAGCUCGGCCGGGAACACCCCCCUGCACGUGGCCGUGAUGCGCGACCGCUUCGAGUGCGUCAUGGUGCUGCUGACCCACGGGGCCAACGCCAACGCCCGCGGGGAGCACGGCAACACCCCGCUGCACCUGGCCAUGUCGAAAGACAACGUGGAGCUGGUCAAGGCGCUCAUUGUGUUUGGGGCAGAAGUGGACACCCCUAAUGACUUUGGGGAGACGCCGGUAUUCAUGGCCUCCAAGGUCCACAAAGUGGUCACCAGGAGGGCACUCCUGACUCUGCUGAGAACCGUGGGGGCCGAGAGCCGCAGCCCCCUCAGCCAGGCCGGGCCCUCGGAGCAGGGCUCCGCCACCACGCUGCACCCCUUCUUCUCCCUGGAAAAGUCGCAGCCCCCGCCAAUCAGCCUAAGCAACCUCGAACUCCAGGACAUCCUGCACGUCUCGCGCGCCCGGAAGCCGGCCUUUCUGCUGAGCUCCAUGAGGGACGAGAAGCGGAGCCGCGACCACCUGCUGUGCCUGGACGGUGGCGGCGUGAAGGGGCUGGUCAUCAUCCAGCUGCUCAUCGCCAUCGAGCGCGCCUCGGGCAUCGCCACCAAGGACCUGUUCGACUGGGUGGCGGGCACCAGCACGGGCGGCAUCCUGGCCCUGGCCAUCCUGCACAGCAAGUCCAUGGCCUACAUGCGCGGCGUGUACUUCCGCAUGAAGGACGAGGUGUUCCGGGGCUCGCGGCCCUAUGAGUCGGCGCCCCUGGAGGAGUUCCUGAAGCGAGAGUUUGGGGAGCACACGAAGAUGACAGAUGUCAGGAAGCCUAAGGUCAUGCUCACAGGGACACUGUCUGACCGGCAGCCGGCCGAGCUCCACCUCUUCCGGAACUACGAGGCCCCCGAGACCGCGCGGGAACCCCGCUACAACCAGAACGUCCACCUGAAGCCCACGACACACCCGUCAGACCAGCUCGUAUGGCGGGCAGCCCGGAGCAGUGGGGCGGCCCCCACCUACUUCCGGCCCAACGGGCGUUUCCUGGACGGCGGGCUGCUGGCCAACAACCCCACGCUGGACGCCAUGACCGAGAUCCACGAGUACAACCAGGACUUGAUCCGCAAGGGCCAAGGCAGCAAAGUGAAGAAACUGUCAGUCGUCGUGUCCCUGGGGACGGGGCGGUCCCCCCAGGUGCCUGUGACCUGCGUGGACAUCUUCCGCCCCAGCAACCCCUGGGAACUGGCCAAGACGGUUUUCGGGGCCAAGGAACUGGGCAAGAUGGUGGUGGACUGUUGCACAGACCCCGACGGACGCGCCGUGGACCGGGCACGCGCCUGGUGUGAGAUGGUGGACAUCCAGUACUUCAGGCUGAACCCCCAGCUGGGCACGGACAUCAUGCUGGACGAGGUGAACGACACGGUGCUGGUGAACGCGCUGUGGGAGACCGAAGUCUACAUCCACGAGCACCGCGACCAGUUCCAGAAGCUCAUCGAGCUGCUGGUCUCGCCCUGAGCCGCAGACCCCUCCCCGGGGACCCUCCCCGGCCCCGCCCUGACCGCGGGGACACCGACCCCACGUCCAACACUACAGGUGCCGGGAACGCCCAGCCCAGCCUCCCGGAGGCGCGGGGCAGAGGCGGUGGCGCCGGGCGCAGCUCGGGCGU
Sorex fumeus (smoky shrew) is the source of this 2788-nucleotide messenger RNA. RefSeq names its product phospholipase A2 group VI (gene PLA2G6). Gene Ontology annotation, cellular component: mitochondrion. The transcript has 17 exons. NCBI's taxonomy places the organism in Eukaryota, Metazoa, Chordata, Mammalia, Eulipotyphla, Soricidae. Bases 214 to 2637 code for a protein of 807 amino acids. The record is from RefSeq and is a predicted model, not a curated record. Gene Ontology annotation, molecular function: protein binding. Gene Ontology annotation, biological process: cardiolipin acyl-chain remodeling; positive regulation of ceramide biosynthetic process.